AUGGUAGUCUCUGGUUCAGACCUACAAACUCAGCUAAGGAAGUUCCUAGUGGAAUUACCCGCAAGAGCAGACUUUGAAUUCACCAAAGCAACCAAACACGACUUGUAUCGCGCCCUAUACGUUGCCAUUACUAAUCAGGGACAACAUCUCACCAGUCUAUUCCCCGAUAUCUCCAUUGACGAAUUGGACCAAUUACAAUCGCAACAGUUGCAAUUCCCCCUCUCUCUUGAACCCCCAUUCAAGGUAUUCUACAACACGUUGAAACAAACGAAAUACACUCAUCUCCCCGAUAAGGCGUGUGCUAAGGUAUUUGCUGAAAAUGAAGCCGUGUAUUGUUGUCAGGACUGUGGGUUUGAUGAUACCUGUGUAUUGUGUGGGUAUUGUUUCAACCCCGAUGAUCAUGUAAAUCACAAUAUCUACAUCUACAAGUCCACAGGUGAGAAUGGGGGGAUUUGUGAUUGUGGAGAUGAGGAAGCAUUCGUGGAGAAACUCCAUUGUAAAUGUCAGAUACCGACCGAAGACGAACCGGAAACCAUACAAGAGGAUGUUUCUGAAUUGGCUCCAUACCUAAGAGAUACUAUUGCCGUUUGUCUUGAUUAUAUUUUGGACGUGUUGAAUAUGUCGGUACUUGCUUUACCUAUGGUUCAUGACAAGAUUGACCUGAGUGGGACCAUAACUACUAAAACGUAUUCCGAUAAUGCAGUAUUGCUGCCUAGUAAACGAUAUGGUGAUACCGAAGAUGUUAAUUCUGACGAAUGGCUCCUCAUCCUUUGGAAUGACGAGUAUCACAAUUUGCAAGAGGCAAUUGACUCGAUCAAUGCCGGGACAGGUGUUGGCGACAGCAAAGCCAGUGAAAUUGCAUACAAGAUUGACAAGGAGGGUUUUGCAAUUUUAAAGCGAGACCCCCAUUUUGAGAAUGUGUUUGGGGCCAAGAUAUUAGUAGAACAAGGUGGGCUUAUCGCUACUGUUGAAUCAUCAAGAGAUCAUUUCCGAGAAGAAAUUGUCAAGUACAUGUUUAAAUGGUUUGAGGAAAUUCUCAACUUUAAAGGAAAUGUCGAAUUCAGGGAAUUAUGCAAGCAUGUCUUUUGUGAGUUGUUGUUAGCCCCUUCUCAUGAGGUUUCCACUAGUGUUGAUGUUGAACCGUUUAAAUCUGGCAGCUUAAGCGAUCAUGAUUAUUUCAUCAAUGGGUUCCAAUACCAAGGGAAGUUCAAAGAUGCGGGGUUGACCCGAAUUAAUCCUGAUUUUGUAGAUGCAUUAGAACAUCCAAUUUCUGCAAUAUUAGAUGCCAAUGACGACCCAUCAACAAUUCUGCAUUCAAGGUUGCAAUAUCUUUUAGCAUAUCAGAUCAGAUUACGUAAAUCCAUUCGAAUGAAACUAGGUUCUCUCCUUGUGCCUUGUCUUGUUUCUGAACCAGACACAAAAAUGGAAUUUUCCAAACAGUUUAUUGAAAUGUAUCCCAUGUUGUUAAAUAUGAUGGCAUUGACUGAUCGUGAAGAACAUUUGAACUUGUUGGCGGAUAUCUCCUCGCAAAUAUUCACGUGUCCCAACAGUGUCCAAUACAUUUUACGCGAGGACUUGUUGCGAAACAUUAUUGGGCCUCUUGCGGCGUUAAUCGAACGCACAUCUACAGUAUACAAUGAAAAAACUGGGUAUCACAGCUUCUAUGAUAUUGGAAUAAACUCGCAAAAGAAACGAGCUAUUAAAUUGGCAAUCAAAUAUGCCAUUGGACAUUUGACACACUUUGCAUCUUCGGGUUUGGCUGCCGGUGAGAUCAAGGCAUUUAUGAACGAUGACACAUUUAGAUUGUACAUUCUUUUAUUGAGAAACUUUCAAAGUUAUUUAUUGAUGAAGAGAAAGUAUGGGGAUCAUGUUGAACGAGACUCGGAUGAUUUUAUGCUUCACUUGAAUUUCUUUUUCCCGGUGGUUCUUGAAGUCAAGCAAGUUGUUGAAUUACAAUAUAGCAAUCCUAAAUUAGUGGAAAAUGCUGAAGUUUUGAUGAAGUAUUUAUUUGCCCGUCCUAUUGAAUUUUCCCAACCAGGAGUAGUCAAGUUUCAAGUGAGUAAAGAACAAAUCAGUUUCGCCAAUCCGUUACAUUCAUUACUUUCAUUCAUGAUUGAAUAUCACGGAAUCAAUCAGUUUAUACCCACCUUGCAAUCUUAUUCCCAAAAACUUGUUGAAAUUGCUGAUAUUUCCCUUAGAAGUGUUGUCCUUGGCUCACAAAUAAAAGUUGGUUUCUGGAUUAGAAAUGGUCUUUCCGCUACACAUCAAUCCAAACUAUACUUUAGUUCCAAGACGUGUGAUGUCACUUAUUAUCGUGAUUUCCAUAUUGUUCAAAUUGCGGCGCUUUUCGGAAAUGAUCCCCAAAAGACAUUAACUAACAUAUUAGACCGGUGGGAAUUGUUGCCAUGGUUCCUUAAUCAAGUGAGUUAUUCCCAGACGAUAUAUGAAGAACGGUUUGUCACUAUCAGUGAACGAUUCAUUGUAUUUAUUUACAACUUGAUUACCGACCGUACCUUCCUCACUGUGGAGACUCCAACUGAACGAGCACGAAGAAUGUUGAGAACUGCCAUGGCUUAUAGAUUAUGUCGUGAGGGUAAAUCAUACACAUUUUUGCGGUACAAAAUUGAAUCGAAUUUGCCCACUGAAGAAAUUGACAAGGUAUUGUACAGCAUUGCUGAUUACCAACCACCGAGUUCAUUAACUGACAGUGGGUUGUAUCGAUUGAAGGAAGCCAUCUAUGAGGAAUUGGAUCCGUUGAGUGUAUACUUGGACCCCAGUAAAUUUCAAGUAAUUAGUGAGAGCAUAAUCAAGAAUGUUGCCAGAAUAAGAAAGAUUAAAGAGGAUGAUGUGAUUAUCCAACCCCGUAUCACGCGCGCCAAUUAUGAUCUCGUGGAUAACAAUAUUGGCCAAUUUGUCAAGACGCAAAUGUUUGCCAAGUUGAUUUACAAGUUUUUACAAGUUGCAAUUGAUACUUCGGAUGAAACCUAUCUUCCGCAAUUGUUACAUUUGAUUCAUGCCAUUUUACUAGAUGAUGAAUUGAUUCACGGUAAAGAGUACUUGAAUCCAUAUUUUGUUGAUAUUCCUAUCAGUGACUUGUUGCUUACUAUUGUGGAAUCAAAGAUGUCGAAAUACGUCAUUCAAAAAGCUGACUAUCUCGUGGAUUUACUCGUGGUUAAAGAUAAACGCGUACUAGAAAGUUUAGUAGACUGUUUUGGUGAAGAUUAUAUUCAGUCUUACAAGAAGCGCAAAUCAGCCUUGUUUGAAACCGAAGUUGAACGGAAAAAGAGAUUGGCUACCGAACGUGCCAAUAGAAUCAUGAGGAAGUUCUCCAGACAGCGAGAACAGUUUUUGUCCAAGAACAAAGACCUUGAUGCUGACCUUGAUAAUGAUGACAAGAGUGAAGUUGAGGGCCAUUUGCGUACUUGUGUAUUGUGUGGGGAACAAGAAUCUGUUGACAGUCCAUUUGGAAUAUUGGCUAGUUCCACGAAAGCUGCUACAUUUUGGAAAAUCCCCACAUCUAAACACGAUCAAGUUGCCAAUGCGUAUAAGAAGUGGGACAAGUCAAUAGCAUAUGAUGAGAGUGCUACUACUUAUGGUGUAGGAUAUCAUUUUAAUGCAGAAAAUGAUGUUCCAUUUGAAUUUCCUGUGGUUUCUACUUGUGGACAUGGUAUCCAUUAUGAGUGUUAUAAACGUGGCUCAACCGGUUUAACCCAUUAUCCUUGCCCAUUAUGUCAUGAUUUGCAUGAUAUGUUUAUUCCAUCGUAUAUUCCAUCGGCAACUAACAGGAUCUCAGAUCGUUUUCUUCAUGGCGAGCCUCAAUUCACUAGGUAUAAUAUGAUAACUCAUUGUAUAGAUGCCACUUCGAAAAUCAACAAUGUUGUGUCAUCCUUGAUCAAUGAGGAGUAUUUGAAUACUGAGCAACAAUUUGAUGCUCAUAGAAUGGUAUUAUCGACAGUAUUGACACGCAUCCCUGACAGGACAAAGUAUGGAACGGGGAACACCAAGAGUGAAAGUUAUUUCUACUUGUUGCUCGCAUAUUCUGAGCUUAUUGCCAAUACGAUUCGAAUGAAUGAAAUAGCUACGAGAAUUAAUGGAGAAGAAGCAUAUUCUAAUUUCCUUUCGCAGUUCUCCGGAUCAACCAAGACAUUAUUGAUUAGUUUGGUUCAAGGAAGAGCACUUGCUUAUGCUAAGAGGGAUUCUCCUGCAUUACUUGGUACAGAAGCUUUGUUCCAGUUUGAGGCUGAAAGGUUCUGGGACUCGGAUUCGAUUUUGGAUAGUGUGUUUAACGACCUUGUUGCCUUGUUUUUCCAGACUGGAGAGUCGUUGGCUACGUUGACUACAAUGGGGAUGACCAAGUUGCUUGCAGUAUCAUUGUAUUCAAUUUUAUUUAGUUGCGCUAAUAAUCCGGGCUAUGAGCAGUAUUUUGUUAGUGAAACCGAUGUCAAUAUUCCUGAUAAGCAUUUGAACUUGUUUAAGGGCUUUCUCUUUCAAGUAACGGAGAUGAUGGAGAUUGAGGUUAAACCCGUGGAUAGCCAGGUAGUUGUUGGUCUCUAUCUUGGUAUUGAACAUUUGAUGGGUGUAUUCUUGAGGCAAGUUGUUAUUCUUGCCGAUUUGUUGACUUCUCAAGUCCAAGGAGAGAAUAUGUAUGAGAGUCAACCACAAUUUGCUAAUUUACAAGCGGCAAUUGAAGAUCAAAGCCGGGUUGAUUGUACUGAUGCUUUAACAGCAAGUUUACUGGUUCCAUCGUUCAACCAACUAAUUAAUACCUUGUUGACUGGUGAUGAUAGUUCAUUCGAGAAUAAAAUCUUUGAAGUUACAUUCUUGUCUAAAAUCCCCAAGUAUUUCGAAAAGGGUAUUCUCAAUUUGAAUUCCCCAGGUAUGGUUCACUUAAUCACAUUGCCUCAUGAUUAUAAUGCUUCGUUGUUGAAUGCAUCUGAUCUGAACACUCACGAUAAAUCAAUUUGUUUGUUCUGCAGUACUUGGAUCAGUAACAGUCGACAACCAAGCCAUAUGGCCACUUGCGCCAGUCAUACCGGAAUAUUUUACACACCAUCGACAAAUACUCUUCGUUUGAAUGUGCAUAUCGGACACAGCCGAAUUCCGUUAGAUUUGGAAGGCCCUUAUUUGACAGUACACGGAGAAGUCAAGCCAAGAAGAACCAAGCUCAAGGCAACAUUGAAUGAGUUUAGAUAUUUAUGCUUGAAUAAGCUUUGGUUGAACCAAGGUUUGUAUGGUUUUGUUACACGAAAUUUAUUCGGGGCAAGGACCGUGGAUGAUUUGCUUGGCAAUGAUGGUAAUACUUCUCCUUUUGAGGAUGACUCGGAGGACAUGGACGAAGAUGACGAGACUGAGAUCAGAGGUGGUAUUUUCCCUUAG
Spathaspora passalidarum NRRL Y-27907 is the source of this 5376-nucleotide messenger RNA. RefSeq names its product E3 ubiquitin-protein ligase (gene UBR1). The transcript has a single exon. Gene Ontology annotation, molecular function: zinc ion binding; ubiquitin protein ligase activity. The record is from RefSeq and is a predicted model, not a curated record. Lineage: Eukaryota; Fungi; Ascomycota; Pichiomycetes; Serinales; Debaryomycetaceae. Gene Ontology annotation, biological process: ubiquitin-dependent protein catabolic process via the N-end rule pathway; protein ubiquitination. Gene Ontology annotation, cellular component: ubiquitin ligase complex; cytoplasm. Bases 1 to 5376 code for a protein of 1791 amino acids.